AUGCUGGCACCCCGGACCACGGAGACCGCGGUGCCCAUGUCCCAGACCGAGGCCGACCUGGCCCUGCGGUCCCUGCCGCCUCUCGCCACCGCGGGGCCGCCCCGCCUCGGGCCCCCUCCUCGCCGAACGCGCCGCUUCUCCGGGAAGGCUGAGCCCCGGCCGCGCUCUUCUCGUGUCAGCCGCCGCAGCUCCGUCGACUUGGGGCUGCUGAGCUCUUGGUCCCAGCCAGCCCCGCCCGCUCCGGAUCCCCCCGAUCCUCCGGACUCCGCUGGUCCUGGGCCGGCGAGGAGCCCAACACCCAGCUCUCUAGAGCUCCCCGAGGGCACGUGGGCCGGGGAAACCCUUGUGAAGGCUGCAGACUCCGCUCGUCCCGAGCUCACGGGAUCCGCAGGAGGCUCAGGGUCCGGGGAGAAGCCGAGGGUCCUCGAUGCCGCGGCCCGCGAGCGGCAGCGAGAACAAGAGGAAAGAGAGGACACAGAGACCCAGGCUGUGGCAACGUCCCCGGACGGCCGAUACCUCAAGUUUGACAUCGAGAUCGGACGUGGCUCCUUCAAGACGGUGUAUCGUGGGCUAGACACCGACACCACGGUGGAGGUGGCCUGGUGUGAGCUGCAGACUCGGAAACUGUCCCGGGCUGAGCGGCAGCGCUUCUCGGAGGAGGUGGAGAUGCUCAAGGGGCUGCAGCACCCUAACAUCGUCCGCUUCUACGACUCGUGGAAGUCUGUGCUGAGGGGCCAGGUCUGCAUCGUGCUGGUCACCGAACUCAUGACCUCGGGCACGCUCAAGACGUACCUGAGGCGGUUCCGCGAGAUGAAGCCGCGAGUCCUCCAGCGCUGGAGCCGGCAGAUCCUGCGGGGGCUUCAUUUCCUACACUCCCGGGUGCCCCCCAUCCUGCACCGGGAUCUCAAGUGCGACAACGUCUUUAUCACCGGCCCGACGGGCUCCGUUAAGAUCGGGGACCUGGGUCUGGCCACGCUCAAGCGCGCCUCCUUUGCGAAGAGCGUCAUCGGGACCCCAGAAUUCAUGGCCCCGGAGAUGUACGAGGAGAAGUACGAUGAGGCCGUGGACGUGUACGCAUUCGGCAUGUGCAUGCUGGAGAUGGCCACCUCCGAGUACCCGUACUCCGAGUGCCAGAACGCCGCGCAGAUCUACCGCAAGGUCACUUCGGGCACGAAGCCGAACAGCUUCUACAAGGUCAAGAUGCCCGAGGUGAAGGAGAUCAUCGAAGGCUGCAUCCGCACGGACAAGAACGAGAGGUUCACCAUCCAGGACCUCCUGGCCCACGCCUUCUUCCGCGAGGAGCGCGGCGUGCACGUGGAGCUGGCGGAGGAGGACGACGGCGAGAAGCCGGGCCUCAAGCUCUGGCUGCGCAUGGAAGACGUGCGGCGUGGGGGGCGCCCGCGGGACAACCAGGCCAUCGAGUUCCUGUUCCAGCUGGGCCGGGAUGCGGCCGAGGAGGUGGCCCAGGAGAUGGUGGCGCUGGGCUUGGUCUGUGAGGCUGAUUACCAACCAGUGGCCCGGGCCGUGCGUGAACGGGUGGCCGCCAUCCAGCGAAAGCGUGAGAAGCUGCGCAAAGCUCGAGAGUUGCAGGCCCUCCCGCCCGAGCCCGGGCCUCCGCCAGCAGCGGUUCCCGUGGCUCCUGGGGCUCCCAGCGCCUUCCCCCCUGAGCCCGAGGAGCCAGAGGCAGACCAGCACCAGCCCUUCCUCUUCCGCCACGCCAGCUACUCAUCCACCACUUCGGAUUGCGAGACUGAUGGCUACCUCAGCUCCUCUGGCUUCCUGGAUGCCUCAGAUCCUGCCCUGCAGCCCCCUGGGGGGGUGCCCUCCAGCCCUGCUGAGACCCGGCUCUGCCUGCCCUCGGCGUUCGCUGUGUCCAUCCCAUGUUCUGGCCCUGGCAGUGACUUUUCACCUGGGGACAGCUACGCAUCAGAUGCAGCAUCAGGCCUGAGUGAUGUGGGAGAAGAGACAGGACGGAUGAGAAGGCCUCCAGGGAGGAACCUCCGGCGCAGACCCCGAUCCCGGCUGCGCGUCACCAGCGUCUCCGACCAGAAUGACAGAGUGGUCGAGUGCCAGCUGCAGACCCACAACAGCAAGAUGGUGACCUUCCGGUUUGAUCUGGAUGGGGACAGCCCGGAAGAGAUCGCAGCUGCCAUGGUGUAUAACGAGUUCAUUCUGCCCUCGGAGCGAGAUGGAUUCCUGAGCCGGAUUCGGGAGAUUAUCCAGCGAGUGGAGACCUUGCUGAAGAGAGACACCGGCCCUGUGGAGGCUGCUGACGAUGCCCUGGGCCCCCAGGACGAGCCAGCACCACUGCCUGCCCUCCCGGGCCCCCUCCCAGACCCUAGCAGUGAGCCCCCGAGUGGUGCCUCCCCGGAGCAGAGCUGGGCAGCCUUCUCCACCUCCCCAGCCCCUGGCACCCCCUUGUCUCCUGGCACCCCCAUUUUCCCAGGUCCCAUCUUCCCCAUCACUUCUGGCCUCUCCCUGUUCUCCCCCAUCGCCCCUCAGGUCUCCCCGAGCCCUGCUCCACAACCCCCCGGCUCACCACUCCUGUUUUCCUCCAGUGCGCCCCUGUUUCCCGCCCCAUCCUCCCCACUUCCCCAGAGCUCCCUCCCACCUGGUGCUCCACUCCCAUUCUCUCCCGGUGCCUCCCAAGUCACUUCCAAUCCCGAUUCCUUCCCUCCCAGCCCCUCCCCGCCUCCCUUGGCCCCCCCUACCACCGCCCCCCUCCUCUCUCUGGCAAGUGCCUUCUCCCUGGCUGUGAUGACUGUGGCCCAGUCUUUGUUGUCCCCCUCACCCGGCCUACUGUCCCAGUCUCCCUCAGCCCUGCCGUGUCCCUUACCUAGUCUGCCCUCUGCCCCUCCUUCUCUCCCCCCUGCUCCUCGUGGCCAGGAGGGCCCUGCGGAGGCAGAGGCAGAGAGUGAGGCCUGCCCAAAUCCUGCUCGGCCACUCCUGGGUGAAGCGAGACUGGCACCCAUCUCGGAAGAGGCAAAACCCCAGCUUGUCGGGCGCUUCCAAGUGACUUCCUCCAAAGAACCAGCUGAGCCGCAACCCACAGCCCCAGCUCUCUCCAGUCCUCUGCAGCUUCCGACCCCCCAGCUGACCUCAGAGAGCUCCGACACGGAGGACAGCGCUGCAGGCGGGCCAGAGACCAGGGAGGCGCUGGCAGAGAGUGACCGCGCCACCGAGGGCCUGGGGGCUGGAGCUGAGGAGGAAGGGGACCUUGGGAAGGAACCCCGAGCUGGUGGUAGCCCCCCAGCCCUGAGCUACACCAGCCCGGUGUGGAUGAACUGCUCCUACAGCAGCCUGUGUCUGAGCAGCGAGGAGUCGGAGAGCAGCGGGGAGGACGAGGAGUUCUGGGCCGAGCUGCAGAAUCUCCGGCAGAAGCACUUGGCCGAGGUGGAGGCACUACAGACGGUACAGAAAAAGGAGAUUGAGGACUUGUACAGCCGCCUCGGGAAGCAGCCCCCGCCGGGCAUCGUGGCUCCGGCCGCCAUGCUGUCCAGCCGCCAGCGCCGCCUGUCCAAGGGCAGCUUCCCCACCUCCCGCCGCAACAGCCUGCAGCGCUCCGAGCCCCUGGGCCCUGGUGAGACGGCGGCCGCCCAGCUUCCACCUUUCUCCUGAGACUCCUUCCCUGCCGGCUGGCUCUUCGUUCAGGCCCUGGGGGUCUGCCCCUAGUUGGGGGGACUAGCCCCCUCCCUCAUGCAGUGCUCUCCUUCCCCUGCCCUGCCCUCAGGCAUCUUGCGGAAGAACUCUCUAAGUGGCAGCAGCACCGGCUCCCAGGAGCAGCGGGCAAGCAAGGGGGUGACAUUCGCCGGGGCUGUGGAUGUUGGCAGUGGCAGGAUGGUGAGGGCAGGCCCGAGGGAGGGAGAGCCGAGGGCACAGUGCCUGGCUGCGGCGUCGCCCCCUCCCAGCCUGGAGGUCUUCUCAGCGCCCUCUCUUUUCCCUCCAGUGAAUUCAGUGCAGAAGCCAGGUGUCCCCCCACGCCAGGGCCCACCAUGGGGCUUGUGCUCUCAGAAUCUGAUGCUUUUCUGAUCAACACAACUCAGCAAGGAAGACCCCAGCGCUGAGGGGGUGGAAGGCCAGGGGGGCAUGGAGGAGGCAGCUCCAUUACAGUGAAGAGCCAAACGUGGGGAGACCGCUGGCUGUGUAUGGGGUGCCACUGCUGCAGCCCACCACCCCUUCCCAGCCAAGGGUCAACCACUAAGCAAGCCCACCCCAGCCCAGACGCUUGUAGAGGGCCCCCUCCCAGGCGUGCGCACACCACAAUCAGCAGCAGCCAAUAAAAGCUCUGGA
This is a messenger RNA of Lepus europaeus (European hare), 4290 nucleotides long. RefSeq names its product WNK lysine deficient protein kinase 4 (gene WNK4). The transcript is spliced from 17 exons. Gene Ontology annotation, molecular function: potassium channel inhibitor activity; ATP binding; protein serine/threonine kinase activity. Bases 1 to 3618 code for a protein of 1205 amino acids. NCBI's taxonomy places the organism in Eukaryota, Metazoa, Chordata, Mammalia, Lagomorpha, Leporidae. Gene Ontology annotation, cellular component: cytoplasm; cytosol. Gene Ontology annotation, biological process: renal sodium ion absorption; intracellular signal transduction; negative regulation of sodium ion transport. The record is from RefSeq and is a predicted model, not a curated record.